UUUGCAGGCCCUGCUGUUCCUGUGGGAGUGGAUGUUCAGGUGGAGAGUUUGGACAGUAUAUCAGAAGUAGACAUGGUAAGUGAAUAGAUAAUCAAACAAUGAACAUUUUAACAUUUCAAUGAAGUCAAUGUUAACAGUUAUCACAGGUCAGUGGAACAUUUGAAGUGGUCAUUGUGAUAAUGUUUCAAUUCAACAACUAUUGGAUGCAAUGGGUAGGGAAGCUAGCCACUCCUAAAACAAACCCCUGAAAAUGAAUGUGUCAUUCACAAUCUGCCAACAGGUGUUUUGCAGCUGAUAUGCUAAAAUCCACUAUAUUUGUCAUGCUCAUUAAUCUCUUCUUCACAGACGGAUAAUGAAAAUGGAUAAUAGAAGCACAGUGCUAGAAAUGAUGUUUUGUGUUCAGACGAAAGACCAUGCGCUUGCUCCACCACAGUAAUAUAAUUAAAUGGAACUUAUUUUCUAAGCUGCAAAUUGGAGUCCAAACAGCAGUCCUGAUGUUCUGUAAACCCCUGUGUGGGAGGACAACCAAGGAUUACAUUUCAUUCAGAUCUCAGUAUUUGUAUAUAAUUGUAUGAAAAUAGACAGGGCAAAUUAUUGCUUUCAAACGAUGACUGCCCUUAAUGAUAUAAUGUAAGAAUGAUGGAGGACAAGUGUGUUCAGUCAGACUUAUCAGCCAUGCCAUUAUCAUUAUGCAAUGUUACAGUGGUCUAUAUCUGUUAAAUGUGCCUACAUUUGCUGUUAUACACAUGCAUUCUAUGUAAUGAUAAAAGUACUGAAGUAGGCGCUGAUUAUUUUGCUGUUGUCAUUAUUAUUUCAAUUCAUAUUAUUACAGAUCUAAGAUUAUGUAAUGCUGCGAGGUGAAUGGAAAACAGGAUGAGCUGCUGUGGUAGAUAAAGUGGCGUAGUCUGGCAUAAAAUAGAUCCAUAUUUUUUUUAACAGAUGCAGAUAGGGAGGAAAGGGAUAUGUGUGACCAAUGCAACCUCUAACCCAAAGCUGUCAUUACUGUAUGUGUCUCAUCAUCACUAAUGUCAACUCUGACGACCCUCUCUGGACAUAAUACAUCAUAUGUUCCAUGCUCAUACUGAGGACAUACAGUACCAGUCAAAAGUUUGGACGCACCUACUCAUUCCAGGGUUUUUCUUUAUUUACAUUGUAGAAUAAUAGUGAAGGCAUCAAAAUGAUGAAAUAACACAUAUGGAAUCAUGUAGUAACCCAAAAAGUGUUAAACAAAUCAAAAUAUAUUUUAUAUUUGAGAUUCUUCAAAUAGCCACCCUUUGCCUUGAUGACAGCUUUGCACACUCUUGGCAUUCUCUCAACCAGCUUCACCUGGAAUGCUUUUCCAACAGUUUUGAAGGAGUUCCCACAUAUUGUGAGCACUUGUUGGCUGCUUUUCCUUCACUCUGCGGUCCGACUCAUCCCAAACCAUCUAAAUUGUGUUGAGGUCGGGGGAUUGUGGAGACCAGGUCAUCUGAUGCAGCACUCCAUCACUCUCCUUCUUGGUAAAAUAGCCCUUACAUAGCCUGGAGGUGUGUUGGGUCAUUGUCCUGUUGAAAAACAAAUGAUAGUCCCACUAAGCCCAAACCAGAUGGGAUGGCGUAUCGUGCAGAAUGCCGUGGUAGCCAUGCUGGUUAAGUGUGCCUUGAAUUCUAAAUAAAUCAUAGACAGUGUCACCAGCAAAGCACCCCCACACCAUAGCACCUCCUCCUCCAUGCUUUACGGUGGGAAAUACACAUGCGGAGAUCAUCCGUUCACCCACACCACAUCUCACAAAUGUCCACCUGUCUAAUGUCCAUUGCUCGUGUUUCUUGGCCCAAGCAAGUCUCUUCUUCUUAUUGGUGUCCAUUAGUUAUGGUUUCUUUGCAGCAAUUCGACCAUGAAGACCUGAUUCACACAGUCUCCUCUGAACAAUUCAUGUUGAGAUGUGUCUGUUACUUGACAUCUGUGAAGCAUUUAUUUCUGAGGCUGGUAACUCUAAUGAACUUAUCCUCUGCAGCAGAGGUAACUCUGGGUCUUCCAUUCCUGUGACGGUCCUCAUGAGAGCCAGUUUCAUCAUAGCGCUUGAUGGUUUUUGCGACUGCACUUGAAGAAACGUUCAAAGUUCUUGAAAUGUUCCGUAUUGAUUUACCUUUAUGUCUUAAAGUAAUGAUGGACUGUCGUUUCUCUUUGCUUAUUUGAGCUGUUCUUGCCAUAAUAUGGACUUGGUCUUUUACCAAAUAGGGCUAUCUUCUGUAUACCCCCCCCUACCUUGUCACAACACAACUGAUUGGCUCAAACGCAUUAAUAAAUAAAUAAAUUCCACAAAUUAACUUUUAAGAAGGCACACCUGUUAAUUGAAAUGCAUUUCAGGUGACUACCUCAUGAAGCUGGUUGAGAGAAUGCCAAGAGUGUGCAAAGCUGUCAUCAAGGCAAAGGGUGGCUAUUUUAAAAAUGGUUUUUAUUUGUUUUACACUUUUUUGGUUACUACUAUGUGCUAUUCCAUGGUUUUGAUGUCUUCACUAUUAUUCUACAAUAUAAAAAAUAGUACAAAUAAAGAAAAACCCUUGAAUGAGUAGGUGUUUCCAAACUUUUGACUGGUACUGUAUGUCUGAUCAUAAACCUAUGCUGUAAUCUAGGGUGAGACCCUGGUAAUCCCAAUAUACAUAGCCGCGGGAAGAUGUUUGGGGGUGGGGGGUGCUGCUAUUUUUUUCUUGACGGCUACAGACGUCUAUAUCAGUCUGCUAAUACAGGACUAGUAAAGGCCCAGUGCACUACUUUUGAAAAAAAAAUAGCAAUUAAAAAAAAUAUUUUAUUAGUAAUAUAUUUUUUUUCUUCUGAUUUUUCAUGGGAUGCUGCAGCACCCUCAGCACCACUACUUUCCGCAGCUAUGCCAAUAUAUACAAUCAAUGGUUCAAUCUAGAACUCUCAGUCCAGGAAAGGGUUCAGAGGAUUUAUACAAGGCUGCAACCAACCAACAAGUUAAUCCAAAAGUAAUCUUGGUUUGUUUUGGUGACCUGCAGGACUUCACUAUGACCCUAUAUCUGAGGCACUACUGGAAAGACGAGAGGCUGUCCUUUCCCAGCACAACCAAUAAGAGCAUGACGUUCGACGGGCGCCUGGUCAAGAAGAUCUGGGUGCCUGAUGUGUUCUUCGUCCACUCCAAGAGGUCGUUCAUCCACGACACCACCACAGAGAACAUCAUGCUCAGGGUGUUCCCAGAUGGACACGUGCUCUACAGCCUUAGGUGAGCUGCUGCUGCUCCCAAACUCCUUUUGUGUCAAUCUCCACAUUCUUCAGAAAUGCAAUGGUGACAUUUCUAUGAUGGCAGCGCAGAACUCGGUUGAUCCAAAGUUUCCCAGCAGACAUUUACCCAAUCACAAUGUGUUAUGUUUGCGUCAUCGUGGGUAUGUUGUGUUGAUGUGUUUUAAAUCCCCAGGGUGACGGUUACUGCUGCCUGUAACAUGGACUUCAGUCGUUUCCCUCUGGAUUCACAGACCUGCACGUUAGAGCUAGAGAGCUGUAAGUAGCGAGACUCUUACUGCCUCACACUGUGUUAUAAAGGUAUUUGGUGUGGUGGUACAGAAAAUCAGGCAGAUUUUAAUUUAAAUCCAUGUCUGUUGUCUCCAGAUGCUUACACGGAUGAGGACCUCAUGCUGUACUGGAAGAGUGGGGAUGAGUCCCUGAGCACGGACGACAGGAUCUCUCUGUCUCAGUUCCUCAUCCAGAAGUUUCACACUACCUCUAGACUGGCUUUUUACAGCAGCACAGGUAGAUCCAGAGCCUGAUGAUAACAUGUAUUGUUUACAAAUCACACAUAAUGUACAAAAAUUAUGACUCCAUGUUACAGGAUAUUAAUAGUCAACAUUUGAAGAUAUUGUAGAACAGUUUGUAUGGAUUUUUGGAUGUGACAAUUUCACUGCAUCCCUAUACAGUACAUUGUUUGUACAAAUACAUCUGCUCUUACCUUCUUCAGAGAAACAUAACCCAUUUUCUAAUUUAGGGUGAUUCCUCACCUGUCUUUGUCCUUUUCUCUCAAGGCUGGUACAACCGCCUGUACAUCAACUUCACCCUGCGACGCCACAUCUUCUUCUUCCUGCUCCAGACCUACUUCCCUGCCACUCUGAUGGUCAUGUUGUCCUGGGUGUCCUUCUGGAUCGACCGCCGGGCCGUACCGGCCAGGGUCUCACUAGGUAAGAUACACUCUUAGAAAAAAACAUUCUACUUAGAACGUAAAAGGGUUCUUCAGCUGUCCCUCUGGGAGAACCAUUUGAAGAGUGUAGACAGAUUGGUUGGUUCAUAUCUAUAUGCAGUGGUGUAAAGUACUUAAGUAAAAAUACUUUAAAGUACUACUUAAGUAGUUUUUUUAGGUAUCUGUACUUUACUCAACUAAUAAUAUUUUGUACUACUUUUACUUUCACUUCUCUACAUUCCUAAAGAAAAUAAUGUACUUUUUACUCCAUACAUUUCCCCUAACAACCAAAAGUACUUGUUACAUUUUCAAUGCAUAGCAUUUGACAUUUACAUUUUAGUCAUUUAGCAGACGCUCUUAUCCAGAGCGACUUACAGUUAGUGAGUGCAUACAUUUAAAAAAUACUCAAAUAGCAGGACAGGAAAGUGGUCCAAUUCACUCACUUAUCAAGAGAACAUCCCUGGUCAUCACUACUGCCUCUGAUCUUGUCACGCCCUGGCUCUGGGGACUCUUAAAUGUUGAGCCAGGGUGUGUAUAUUUCGUGUUGUGUUUAUUUCUAUGUUUAGUUUCUAGAUCGUUUAGAUCUAUGUUGGCCAGGGUGGUUCCCAAUCAGAGGCAGCUGUAGCUCGUUGUCUCUGAUUGGGGACCAUACUUAGGCAGCCUUUUGGCACCAGUCAGUUGUGGUAUCUUGUUCCGUGUGAGGUAUGUUAUUUUGUCUACCUUGGACUUCGUGUUUCGUUUGUUGUUUUGUCGUGUGUUCAGUACGUAAAUAAAUAUGAAUACAUAUCACGCUGCGCCUUGGUCCUUCUCGUUAAUGAACGAUCGUGACAGAAGAUCCCACCAAUCCUGGAUCAAGCAGCGUGAUGAGGAGAGAGGAUGGACUUGGGAGGAGAUGAGCGAGAGUCUGGCAAGAGGGAUGGAGGCCAUGAUCACGGGGGAGAGACAAGCCCAAAAAAUGUUUAGGGGGGGCUCACGCCGUGGACGACGAGGCAGCAGGAGGCCGCGAUAGAGCGGUUCAGCCGUUUAGCAGAGGAGGCCGCCAGAUUAAGGGGGUCAUUGGUGCAGAGGGAGCAGAAGGAAAGUGUAGAGGCACGGCGAGAGGAGCUGGUUAGGCAGCAGAAGGAGCGGGGGGUAAUGAAGGAACCCAGUCCCGCUCCUCGCACCAAUUGAGUGGUGCGUGUCGCCAGUCCGGUCCGGCCCGUUCCUGAUUCCCGCACUAAGCCAGUGGUGGGUGUUCCCAGUAUGGUUCGGCCCGUUCCUGCUCCUCACAUCAAGCCAGUGGUGCGCAUCGCCAGCCCGGUCCGGCCUGUUCCUGUCCCUCGCACCCAGCCAGUGGUGCGCGUCGCCAGCCCGGCCCGGCCUGUUCCUGCUCCCUGCACCAGGCCAGUGGUGCGCGUCGCCAGUCCGGUACGGCCCGUUCCUGCUCCCCGCACCAAGCCAGUGGUGCGCGUCGUCAGCCCAGUCCGGCCCGUUCCUGCUCCCCGCACCAAGCCAGGGGUGCGCGUCAUCAGCCCAGUCCGUUCCUGCUCCCCGCACCAAGCCAGUGGUGCGUGUGUCCAGUCCGGCACGGCCCGUGCCUGUUCCACCGGUGCCUGGUCCGGCACCGGUCAGCUGCUCCACUCCGGAGCCAGAGCAAUCCGCUCCACCGGGGUCUAGUCCUGCUCCGGUCAGCGGCUCCACUCCGGAGCCAGAGCAGUCCGCUCCACCGGUGCCUGAUCCAGUUCCGGUCAGCGGCUCCUCCGGAGCCAGAGCAGUUCGAUCCACCAUCGUCGGGUCCAGCUCCAGUCAGCGGUUCCAGUCCAGACCCAGACGUCAGCCCCUCUCCAGGUUCGGGAUCUCCCACACCAGGGUCCAGACAGGGCGUGGUACUUCUUGGGAGGAAGGAGAGAGGAAGCAGCGCGCCAAGGUCCAGACCAGACCAGGGGCGCAACGGGGAGGUGGAGAGUAAGUGGUGGUUACACCCGGAGCCGGAUCUGCCUCCGAGGCGGAAUGCCCACCCGGCCCCUACCCUGUUAGGUUUAUGUGGCGCGGUCGGAGUCCGCACCUUUGGGGGGGGGGGGGUACUGUCACGCCCUGGCUCUGGGGACUCUUAAAUGUUGAGCCAGGGUGUGUAUAUUUCGUGUUGUGUUUAUUUCUAUGUUUAGUUUCUAGAUCGUUUAGAUCUAUGUUGGCCAGGGUGGUUCCCAAUCAGAGGCAGCUGUAGCUCGUUGUCUCUGAUUGGGGACCAUACUUAGGCAGCCUUUUGGCACCAGUAAGUUGUGGGAUCUUGUUCCGUGUGAGGUAUGUUAUUUUGUCUACCUUGGACUUCGCGUUUCGUUUGUUGUUUUGUCGUGUGUUCAGUACGUAAAUAAAUAUGAAUACAUAUCACGCUGCGCCUUGGUCCUUCUCGUUAAUGAACGAUCGUGACAGAUCUGGAGGACACACUAAACACAAAUGCUUCGUUUGUAAAUGAUAAAAAUUUAAAAAACAAGAAAAUUGUGCCGUCUGAUCUUCUUAUUAUAAGCAAUUUGAAAUUAUUUAUACUUUUACUUUUGAUACUUAAGUAUAUUUUUGCAAUUACAUUUACUUUUGAUACUUAAGUAUAUUUAAAACCAAAUACUUUUAGACUUUUACUCAAGUAGUAUUUUCUGUGUGACUUUCACUUUUACUUGAGAGUCAUUUUCUAUGAAGGUAUCUUUACUUUUAUUCAAGUAUGACAAUUGGGUACCUUUUCCACCACUGUCGAUAUGAGGAUACUUCCUUCAGUCUUGUGCUCACACAGAUGUUGUGUGUUGUACUGUGCUCCAGGUAUCACCACGGUGCUCACCAUGUCCACCAUCAUCACUGGAGUCAACGCCUCCAUGCCCAGGGUUUCCUACAUCAAAGCUGUGGACAUUUACCUCUGGGUCAGUUUUGUGUUUGUGUUCCUAUCGGUGUUGGAAUAUGCCGCCGUCAACUACCUGACGACGGUGAGAGACGGGAAAGAUCGGAAGCUCAGGGAAAAGGCCAGAGAGCAGGUAAGACCCCAAUCAUACCACACUGUACUGCUCUUCUUUAUGUCCUUUCAGCAUUUUUCCUACUCUGAUCUCUCUCUCUUUCUCUCUUUCUCUAAUAAAUAAAUAUGCCAUUUAGCAGAUGCUUAUACCCAAAGCGACUUACAGUCAUGUGUGCAUACAUUUGUUUAAAUGUAAUCUCACUUUCUCUUUCUUUCUUUCUCUAUCUCUCUCUCACUUACUCUCUCUCUCUCUUUCCUCUGCCCUACAGUCCCUGGGCCUGGCGAGAGAGCAGGUAAGGGUCCUCAUCAUAUCACACUGAACUUCAAGUCCUUUCAGCAUUUUUCCUACUAUGAUCUCUCUCUCUAUUUCAAUUCAAUUUCAAUUUAAGGGCUCUCUCUCUAUUUCUCUUGAUCUAUCUCUCUCUCCCUCUCUAUCUCAACCCCCACCUCUCUCUAUCUCUCUCUGCCCUACAGUCGCUCCCUUGCACCUGUGGCAUGUCCCACACCGGGACCGUGAUGGUGGAUGGCGAUGGGACCUACAGCGAGGCCGACACCAACAGUCUGGCCGGAUACACCAGGGCUGACGCUCCCGAGGACCCCCCGGAGAAGCAAGAGCACAUGGUGGUGCACCUAUCCCUGGACAAUGAGUCCACAGGAACCAAGAAGAAAGCACGCUUCCGCAGCUUCAGCAUCAUGCAGAACACCCACGCCAUAGACACCUACUCCCGCAUGAUCUUUCCUGGAUCCUACAUUAUCUUUAACCUCAUAUACUGGUCUGCGUACUGCUGA
Coregonus sp. 'balchen' is the source of this 7928-nucleotide messenger RNA. NCBI's taxonomy places the organism in Eukaryota, Metazoa, Chordata, Actinopteri, Salmoniformes, Salmonidae. The record is from the annotation of a GenBank genome assembly.